Messenger RNA from Coregonus clupeaformis (lake whitefish), 891 nucleotides. Its product is annotated as pro-adrenomedullin-like. Bases 101 to 667 code for a protein of 188 amino acids. NCBI's taxonomy places the organism in Eukaryota, Metazoa, Chordata, Actinopteri, Salmoniformes, Salmonidae. The record is from RefSeq and is a predicted model, not a curated record. The transcript has 4 exons. Gene Ontology annotation, biological process: regulation of systemic arterial blood pressure; positive regulation of heart rate; adenylate cyclase-activating G protein-coupled receptor signaling pathway. Gene Ontology annotation, cellular component: extracellular region. Gene Ontology annotation, molecular function: hormone activity; adrenomedullin receptor binding.
CCUUAGAAAAAGCCCCCCACCCAGGAGUAACUGGAAAGAUCUAUGCAACUGGGAGCCUCCCAGUGAAGUGAAUUGUUUUGAGCCUGAGGCUCCAGCCAAUAUGAAAGUGGCUCUUCAAACCAUCAUCUGCGGGUGUGUUCUAGCCACAGUUUUACCUCUGGUGAAAGGCACAGUUUUACCUCUGGUGAAAGGCACAGUUUUACCUCUGGUGAAAUGCACCAAAGUUGACCUCAACUCCAACAUGAAAAAGAGAUUUAGAGUCUGGUUACAGAGCUGCACGAGAGCAGAUCUCCACAGCAGCUCUGCAGUGGACUCAGGGAUCCUCAGUGGACCAGUGCAGAGAAAGGAGACAGAGCCCUCAGUAUUUCAUUCCAGGUCCAGAAGAUCCAUUGUGACCUCAGUGAAAAGACCAGGCUGCUCUCUGGGCACAUGCAGCCUGCAUGACCUGGCCCAUCGGCUGCACAUCCUCAACAACAAGUUAAAGGUCAACAGAGCCCCGGAGGACAAGAUCAGCUCACAGGGUUACGGUCGCCGCCGCAGGUCACCACAGUCACUCCCACAACGCUACGUUACGCUAAGUCUCCAAGCAGGCAGAGUGAGACUGGACUGCAGCAGCGAGUGCAGCCAAGGACUCCACCUACAGGCCAUCCCACUCAGACAAACUUGAGUCGGGAGAGAACAGGAAGAGGAGUGUCAAUCUAGCAAAUGUCAGGCGCUUUUUCUAUGUUUUGGGCUGGCUGAGAUAUUACUGAGGUCCUAUUCCUGAACAUUCCUUUCCUGCGUGGAUGGACAAGGUCAAUGGAGCAGGAAACAAAUGUCACGCCACUGUGGAUGGAAGACAGAAGAGAAAGAGGGGAGGGAGGAAGGAGUGUGUGUGUGUGUGUGUGUGUG